AUGCAAGCAGUCAAGUCAGUCAAGUGUGUCGUUGCUGGUGAUAAUUGCGCUGGUAAAACUGAACUUUUGAUAUCUUACACAACCAACGUAUUUCCUGGUGAAUAUAUUCCUACUGUUUUUGAUAAUUAUCUAGUUACUGUCAUGUAUAAUGGUAAACCAUUACAUUUAGGUUUUUGGGAUACAACUGGUCAAGAAGAUUACAAUCUCCUUCGUCCUCUCUCGUAUCCUCAAACAGAUGUAUUUUUGGUCUGUUUUUCUGUAGCCUCGCCAGCUUCUUUUGAAAACGUCAAAAGUAAAUGGAUUCCUGAGAUUCGCCACCAUUGCCCAGAAAUUCCAUACCUGAUUGUUG
This is a messenger RNA of Cetraspora pellucida, 349 nucleotides long. The record is from the annotation of a GenBank genome assembly. NCBI's taxonomy places the organism in Eukaryota, Fungi, Glomeromycota, Glomeromycetes, Diversisporales, Gigasporaceae.